This is a messenger RNA of Mixia osmundae IAM 14324, 1085 nucleotides long. RefSeq lists its product as uncharacterized. NCBI's taxonomy places the organism in Eukaryota, Fungi, Basidiomycota, Mixiomycetes, Mixiales, Mixiaceae. Bases 394 to 1044 code for a protein of 216 amino acids. The transcript has 5 exons. The record is from RefSeq and is a predicted model, not a curated record.
GUCUUCGGCUUCAGGAGAUGACGACAGUCUGGACUUUGAUCGCUUCUCUUCGUGCUCCCCUUCUGCAACCAGCAGCGUAUCGGCAAUGUGUGGCUGAGCUAAGAACGCUUCGAAUCGUUCCUCAAAAUCAUCGUCGUCAUGCACGUUCGGCCAUGGCAGCAUCGCAGCUCUUUCGUCGCUGAAGAACACCAGCACAUCCUCUUUAGCCUCACGAGCAAGAGAGACGGCCGAUAUGGCUGCCAGCAAGAGCAGAGAGCAUCGUCUGAAGGCCAUCUACUUGCUGCGUAAAGACGGUGGGGUCACGCAUUCGGCUGACUCCUGACAAACCCCUCUCUGCGUAUCGUCAAGCAACAGCUGGUUGCGCCACAAUUCAUCAGCAUGACAGCUGUAGACAUGUUCAGUCUUGCGCUUUACACAACGCUCCUCGCUAUACUUCCCCUCCUUGCUUGCACUCCUCUUCCUCACGGAGCCCAGUGGCCGGCUGAUGACAUCCUACUCCAAUGGCCAUCAGAGGCUCGCAAUCUCAGCCGACAAUCUUUGGACAUGAUCCAGACCGAAAGCUUUACAGGCCUAUCGUGGCAGACCACUCUUGUGUUGCACAGUACAGAAGACUGCGGCGAGCAAGGCACGUUUGACGUUGAUGCAGUCAGAGUGGGCAUGAAGAUAUCCGCGCCUGCCUGGCAUGGCAUUCCGAUCGGCUUCCCAAAGAUCGAACUGGAUGGAGGCGACACCCGGGCCGUUGUGUUGGGCAUACAGUACAGGUUUCCGUUCUACGCCACAGUGUCUUUCACUGUCAAAGGUCUCGCACAUCUGAAAGACCCGACAGACAAGACCGACAAUGCUGCCAAGUGUCAUGAUCAUUGCGCAGUCUAUUCAAACUUUCAGAUCGAGGCGCAUGUCGGACAGGAAUGGUUUGCAUUGAUCGGUCACUCCACUCAUCUGUACUGUAUAGCCUCGAGGAGCGGCUGUGACCCUGGACAGCGUGACAAUCCACCCUUUGGCUCGACGUGCAACACGAAGGAGUGGUACAUCACGACAGCCUGAGCUUAUCUCGAAACCCGCUGCGCGAAAUUUGCUGUCUUUGC